AUGUUGAAUGAGUCUGAAAAUGCGAUCAUCGUCUCUUCACCUCGUUUACUCAAUCGAAUUAAAUUUCUCUGUUUUCUCGCAUUUCAAAUUCCAUCGUUAAUCUGUUCAAUAUAUUUAUUUUUUCGAUACAUUAAAACUGAAACUCUUCGUCGUUCCAUUCACAAUGAUAUCAUUAUAAUUUUAUUAUUCAGUAGUUUUCUUUUUGUUUUAAUUCCAAUUUCAUUAAGUGAAUCGUUUUUAUUCACAUCAUAUGUUCAACCAGCGAAUGACAUUUUUUGUUCCAUUUGGACAUGGAUACAUUAUAGUAUUAAUAUAAGUAAUUUAAUUCUAAUGACAUUUGCUUGUAGUGAACGUCAUUGGUUAAUCUUUCGUUUGAAUCAUUUUCCAAGAAGGACAGAUCGUUUCAAAUAUCAUUUUAUUCCGAUAGUCAUUUGUAUGGUUUAUCCGUGGAUAUUUUAUUUGAUUUUAAUCUUUGUUUAUCCAUGUAAAUCGGAAUAUAAUUAUAAUCAAUUACUUUGUUUAGCUCCGUGUUAUUUUUUUAAUGUUUUAAUGGGAAAUGUUGAUACAAUAAUUAAUAAUUGGAUUCCGAUAUUUUCGAUUCCAUGUUUGAGUUUUAGUUUAUUUCUUCGUUUUCUUUUACAAAAACGUCGAAUGCAAAUGAAUUUAGUUGAUUGGAAACGCGAUAGAAAACUGAUCCUUCAGCUAUUAAGUGUCACAAUUCUCUACGUUUUAGGCUGGGCGCCCCUCCAAACUGCGGCGAUUUAUAUUAAUUUCUAUCUUGGAGGUGUUUCUCCUCAAUUUGUUGUCGAUUACUUCUAUAUUUUACCUUAUUUUAUUCAUUUAUUUUAUCCGUUCGUUAUACUUUUCUCUCACUCAGAAUUCCGUCGAAGAAUCCAUCUUGUUCAACCUCAAGACUAA
Molecule: messenger RNA, 918 nt
Organism: Adineta ricciae
Lineage: Eukaryota; Metazoa; Rotifera; Eurotatoria; Adinetida; Adinetidae
Source: the annotation of a GenBank genome assembly